Saccoglossus kowalevskii is the source of this 1241-nucleotide messenger RNA. RefSeq names its product selenocysteine lyase-like. The record is from RefSeq and is a predicted model, not a curated record. NCBI's taxonomy places the organism in Eukaryota, Metazoa, Hemichordata, Enteropneusta, Harrimaniidae.
CCGGUAUGCUGGGCUGCAACACAUCGUGAAAACUAAAAUGGCGUACUAGUCAAGACUUUACUAAUUUAGAAGAUUGCUAAAUUACAAUGGAAAAGAAAAGUAUUUAUUUGGAUUACAAUGCCACAACACCACUUGAACCAGACGUACUGAGUUCCAUUCAGCUAGCGUUACAAGAUGCCUGGGGGAACCCAAGUAGUGCACACUCUGCAGGUCAAAAAGCCAAGUCUAUCAUCGUGAAAUCCAGAGCUUUUAUUGCUGAAAUGAUCAAUGCAAGAAGUGAUGACAUCAUCAUUACAUCUGGAGGAACAGAGGCAAAUAAUUUGGUGUUCCAUACAGCGAUGAGAUAUUAUGCCGAGAUGUCAUCAUCGGUGAAUCACAGUUUACCUCAUGUAGUAACGUCUAAUCUAGAACACGAUUCAAUCAAGCUAGUGGUGGAACACUUUGUCAAGGAAAAUAAAAUGGAGGCUACUUUUGUCACAGCAUCUAAACUGACUGGUCGAGUGGAAGUAAAUGACAUCAUCUCUGCAAUCAAACCGAAUACAUGCCUCGUUACUGUUAUGAUGGCUAAUAAUGAGACAGGUGUAAUACAGCCGAUUGCUGAAAUCUCAAAAGCUGUCAAGUCUAUAAAGAGAAAUCCUAGAUCUGAAGUGUUUAGGAUACUGAUACAUACAGAUGCUGCCCAGGCUAUUGGUAAGAUUCCAGUGGAUGUAGAAGAGUUAGGUGUGGACUAUCUCACCAUUGUUGGGCAUAAGUUUUAUGGUCCUCGUAUUGGUGCAUUGUAUGCGAAGGAGCCAGGAUGUACAACACCAAUUUAUCCUAUGCUGUUUGGUGGAGGUCAGGAAAGAAAUUUCAGACCAGGAACUGAAAAUACUGGAAUGAUAGCUGGACUAGGAAAGGUGGAGUUUGGAGAGAGAGUUCAUUUUAAUGGUAGAUACGCUGAGAGUGAAAGGCUACCUAACACAUGUAAUGUAUCUAUUCAAGGGCCAGGCUUAGAAGGAUAUAAAAUACUUCAACAAACAAAGCAUCUUCAAGCAAGUGUAGGUGCAGCAUGUCAUUCUGAAAAACAUUCCUCCCCUUCCCAUAUUUUAUUAAGUAUUGGUGUUCCGUACGAUGUUGCCAGCAACGCUAUUAGAUUGAGUAUAGGAAGAGAUACAACCACAGAUGACAUCGAUUUAGUUGUCAGUGAAAUCAAACAAGCAGUACAGAAUCUUGAAAAAUAAUAAAGGAGAUAAAAAUAAAAA